AUAUUUAGUAGUAGUUCGAAAAAUACGAUACAAAAAUACAAUGUGUUCAUUUUCACCACAAUUCUCGAGAUUUUUAAGUUUUGCAAUUAGUACAAUACUUGAAUUUCCCACGUAAUGUCGAUACGACUAGAACAAUAUGCCGCAAAAUUGUAUCGGUAGUAGAUAUAGAAAAAAGAGUUGUUGUACGAUUAGUAUUGGAAUAUACUCAGUUCAAUUGAUUUCAAUCGAAACAGUAUAUACUGCACGUGUGAAUUUUGGAAUUGUAUUUAUGAUGAAGUAGUGUGAGUGCAUUUGUUAUAAAUAUUUUCUCGUGUUAUCAUAACAAUCAAAAUGUGAAAUGUUUGUAUUCAAAGCUUUUUAGUCGACAUCUGUAGAAAAUAAAAAAAAAAACAAUAAAUGACUUUCAACAAAUUGCAAGAAAUAUCAGAAGCAGGUUUGACUGCAUCUUAUGUUAUCAUAUAAAAAACUGCUGCACUAAAUUAAAUACUCCCAUCCAAAAGCUGUGAUACAAAAUGCAAAAUGCCACGUGCAGAUCAGAUGCUGUUAAUGAACUCAACCACAGCCACAAACUCAUCAGCAUAUUUUGUACACACACUGACCAGCAACAAUGCCACCUCUUCCGUCAUGCACUACGGCAUUGGAGCAACAACGGCAUCUUUAGCGAAUACAAGCAACAGUAUUGGCAUUGUCAGUGUUAGUAAUGUAACUCUUGAUCCGAUAUCCUUACUAGAAGGCGGUUGUAUUGUGCCAAGCGAAGAAUGGCAUGACAGUUAUUUUGGAGUGAAACUUGCUGUACCCGAGUGGGAAGCCAUUCUAACUGCUAUCAUAUUAUCUAUUAUAAUUGUUCUGACAAUUAUUGGCAACAUAUUGGUGAUACUAAGUGUGUUUACCUACAAACCACUACGCAUUGUUCAGAAUUUCUUUAUUGUUUCUCUGGCAGUGGCAGAUUUGACAGUCGCUUUGCUUGUGCUACCAUUCAAUGUAGCCUACUCGAUAUUAGGACGCUGGGAAUUUGGAAUUUACCUGUGCAAAAUGUGGCUAACAUGCGAUGUUAUGUGUUGUACAUCUUCCAUUUUAAAUUUAUGCGCCAUUGCAUUGGAUCGCUAUUGGGCCAUAACAGAUCCGAUUAAUUAUGCUCAAAAACGAACUGUUGGUAGAGUCCUUUUGUUAAUUGCCGGCGUAUGGAUAUUAUCGUUGCUCAUCAGUUCUCCGCCUCUGGUGGGGUGGAAUGAUUGGCCGGAGGAGUUUACUAGUGCAACACCGUGUGAACUCAACUCAGACCCGGGUUAUGUGAUAUAUUCCUCACUGGGUUCAUUCUUCAUUCCCUUAAUUAUUAUGGCAACAGUGUAUAUUGAAAUAUUCAUUGCAACCAGACGUCGUCUGCGCGAACGUGCCCAAGCGGCCAAAAUAAAUACUAUUGCGACACGUUCAGCUAGUGCAGACGUAGCCACUACAGCAUUAAAUUCCAAUGGUGAAAGUUCUAGAACUGGAGCUGUUUUUACACUAUGCUAUAGUGUUCUCUGCUGCUGCCGAAACUCCUCUCACUUUUCGUCCACGCCAAUGAUACAAAACGACCAGGAGUCGAUUAGUAGUGAAACUCACGUCAACAACGAAAAUUCACGCGCUCAAAUGUCCGAGCAUAGAGUUGUAGUCGUAACACAACGAAAAAAGACACGACGAGCUAAAAUCAAAGAUUCCAUAAAGCAUGGAAAGUCCAAAGCACGAAAUCAACUGAGUAAAAGCACUGAACUUAAUCCCACUAAUGUUAAAGAUAUUUGCGGCAGUGGUGCUGAAAGCCGACUUUUAUCGCCUCAAACAAAAAAUGUAGAUAUAGAAAAUCCUGAAAUUUCCACCGAGAGUGGCAGUGAUCCUAAAGGCUGCAUGCAAGUAUGUGGGGGUGGUGGACCCACCAAUGAAAUAUCGGCUGGUGAUAACGAUGAAGAGAAUAUGUCACUAAAAAUUACUCCACCGCAGUCAUCAAUUGGAGCUGCUUCAUCGCAAGCUGCUCCGCUGCAGAAAAAACCAGGUGGUGUUUAUCAAUUCAUAGAAGAAAAGCAAAAAAUUUCACUCUCCAAGGAGCGAAGAGCUGCCCGAACAUUAGGCAUCAUAAUGGGGGUAUUUGUCAUAUGUUGGCUGCCAUUUUUUCUAAUGUACGUCAUACUACCAUUUUGCUCGACCUGUUGUCCAACAACUAAAUUUAAAAACUUUAUAACUUGGUUGGGCUAUAUUAACUCUGUAUUAAAUCCAAUUAUCUAUACAAUAUUUAAUCUUGAUUAUAGACGAGCGUUCAAAAGACUUCUUGGUUUAAACUAAGAUUAGCACUAAUCUGUAGUAAAUUAUUUGUAAAAUUUAUUUAUUUAUUUAUUUUUUAUUUUUUAAACAAACAAAAAUUAAGAUAAUGUAAAUAUUUAAGUCAUUCGAAUAUUUGUAUUUAUGUACAAUUUAUAAUACAUACUCAAGUUAAAAUUAAAUACAUGUUUAAUUACUUUUAGUAACUGUGAAUACUUUUAUUAGAUUUAAUAAACUUAAUUAUUCUUAUAUCAUUUGCUUAAUGAAUUGUUAUGAGCUUUAAAAAUACAUACAUACUUGUACUUUAGAAAAAUUA
Molecule: messenger RNA, 2605 nt
Organism: Lucilia cuprina (Australian sheep blowfly)
Lineage: Eukaryota; Metazoa; Arthropoda; Insecta; Diptera; Calliphoridae
Gene: Oct-TyrR
Product: tyramine/octopamine receptor
Exons: 3
Coding region: 520-2313 (597 amino acids)
Biological process (GO): adenylate cyclase-activating adrenergic receptor signaling pathway
Cellular component (GO): membrane
Molecular function (GO): octopamine receptor activity
Source: RefSeq, a predicted model, not a curated record